Rotaria sordida is the source of this 1902-nucleotide messenger RNA. The record is from the annotation of a GenBank genome assembly. NCBI's taxonomy places the organism in Eukaryota, Metazoa, Rotifera, Eurotatoria, Philodinida, Philodinidae.
AUGCUUAGAAUUAGGACGUUUAUUCUCGUUUUUUCUGUUAUUUAUUUAAUAUAUGGAUAUGAAAGUCCAAUAGAAGAAAAAGAUUUUAGAAGACUAUUAAAACAAAAUAAAAAUGUUCUUGUACUUUGUUCACCAAAUGAGAAAACUGCAAAACCAGUUCUUCAAUUAUUUAAACAAGUUGAACCAGAAAUAAAAGGUCUAGGUUUACUUGUUUAUAUUAGUUGCGAAAAAGGAAAAAAACUUUGUAAAAAAUUCAAAUGUGAUACAAAUAAUAAUGAAUUACGACAUUUUAAAGAUGGAGAUUUUCAUAAAGUAUAUGAUCGUGCACAUGUAGCAAAGUCUAUGAUAACUUUUAUGCUUGAUCCGAAAGGUGAAAUGCCAUGGGAUGAAGAUGAACUUACUCGUGAUAUUCUUCAUUUAAAUAAUCCAAAAGAUUUUGAACGUGUAUUAAAAAAAUCAUUACCAUUAUUAAUUUUUUUCUAUGCACCAUGGUGUGGAUAUUGUAAAAAAUUAAAACCUUUGUAUGCUGAAGCUGCUACUGAAGUUCGUGGUCAAUAUCAAUUAGCUGUUAUGAAUGUUGAUAAAGUUGAAAAUUAUCCAAUGCGUAGACAAUUCAAUAUAACUGGAUUUCCUACUCUUAUCUAUUUUGAAAACGGUGAAGAAAAAUUUCAUUAUACAGGUGGUCAUACUAAAGAUGAUAUUAUAAAAUGGCUUAAAGAUCCACAACCACCAAAAGAACCAUCAGCCGAAGAAGCUGCAACAGAAUUCUUUCCAACUGAUAGUGAAAAUGUUAAUUAUGUUGUUCAUUUGAAUGAUGAUACAUUCGAUACAUUUAUUGCUGAAAAUGCUCAAUCACCUAUUUUAGUAAUGUUCUACGCACCAUGGUGUGGACAUUGUAAAAGUUUGAAACCAGAGUUAAUUAAAGCAUCAAUUGAUUUACAUGAUCAACAGAGUAAUGCUAUAAUCGCAGCUAUCGAUUCAACUAAAUCACCAAAAUUAUCAAAACAAUACAAAAUCGAAGGAUUUCCAACAAUGAAAUUUUUCAGAGAUGGAAAAUAUGCUUUCGAGACAAAUGAAAGAACAGCUGACAAAAUUGUUGCAUUUUUAAAAGAUCCAAAAGAACCACCACCACCUGAACCAGAAUGGUCUGAACAAGAAACAGAUGUUGUUCAUUUAAAUGAAGAAAAUUUUAAAACACUUUUAAAGAAAAAGAAAUCUGCUUUAGUCAUGUUUUAUGCACCAUGGUGUGGUCAUUGUAAAAAAGCCAAACCUUUAUAUACUAGUGCUGCAGCAAAAUUUAAAGACAAUCCAAAAGUUAUGUUUUCUGCUAUUGAUUGUACAAAACAACGACCAAUAUGUAAAGAAUAUGAAGUACCUGGUUAUCCAACAAUAAAAUAUUUUAAUUAUGGAAAAUAUAUUGCAGAAUACGGAAGUGACAGAACAGAAGAAGCUUUCGUUGAAUUUAUGAAUAAUCCAGAAGAACAAUUAAAUAAACCAAAACCUACACCACCACCACCAGCUGAUCCAAUUGAAUUUUGGAAAGAUUCAGGACCAGGUUAUGAAAAUGUUCAUCUACUUAAAUCAAGUACAUUUGAUUCAAUUAUUGGUCAAUCUCGUAAAGCAUUAAUUAUGUUCUAUGCACCAUGGUGUGGACAUUGUAAAAAAGCAAAACCUACUUUUUCAUCUGUUGCAUCUCAACUCGCUUCAACACAUAAGGAUAUUAUUAUUGGUGCUGUUGAUGCAACUGCUGAAAGAGAUUUAGGUAGUAAAUAUUCAGUUAAAGGUUUUCCAACAUUUUUAUACUUCGAAAAUGGUCAAUUAUCAUCAGAGUAUGAUGGUGGUCGAAGUGAACAAGAUCUUUUAACAUAUUUAACUGGUUCAACGGAUAAAGUUGAAUUAUAA